Molecule: messenger RNA, 3761 nt
Organism: Neofelis nebulosa (Clouded leopard)
Lineage: Eukaryota; Metazoa; Chordata; Mammalia; Carnivora; Felidae
Gene: SACK1C
Product: family with sequence similarity 83 member C
Exons: 4
Coding region: 190-2436 (748 amino acids)
Biological process (GO): epidermal growth factor receptor signaling pathway
Source: RefSeq, a predicted model, not a curated record
GGUUCCAGAGGCCAGGGGCAAUGGGGCGGAGCAUGGCUCUGAUUUAGGGUGGCAACGUGUUGGGGGCCCUGGCACAUAUGGGGCAGGCAGGCAGGAGGUGGUUCUAUUGGUAUCUUCUUCCUGCUGCAGCCGGCCCAGGGUGCAGGCCAUGGAGCCUGCUGGAGGGUGAGGGCAGCCAGGUGGGCAGGAAUGUUCGGAGGCCUAGGGCCUGGGGACUUGGGGGCCCAGGGCAUGGCGGGACCCCUGCGGGGCCGGGUGGAGGAGCUGAAGCGGCCGUGGUGGCGGGAGGCCUCACCGCUGGUGCUCCAGCACAGUGAGGCUGCCCGGCUGGCAGCCGACGCCCUCCUGGAGCGGGGCGAGGCCGCCUACCUGCGGGUCAUCUCCGAGGAGCGGGAGCUGCCCUUCCUGAGUGCUCUGGACGUGGACUACAUGACCAGCCAUGUGCAUGGGGGCCCUGAGCUCAGUGAGGCCCAGGGACUGGAGGCCUCAGGGCCUGACCGCCUCAGCUUGCUCUCUGAAAUCACCUCAGGCACUUACUUCCCCAUGGCCUCUGACAUAGACCCCCCGGACCUGGACUUGGGCUGGCCUGAGGUUCCGCAGGCCACAGGCUUCAGCCCCACCCAGGCUGUGGUCCACUUCCAGCGGGACAAGGCCAAGAACAUCAAGGACCUUCUGCGUUUUCUCAUCAGCCAGGCCCGCACGGUGGUAGCUGUCGUGAUGGAUAUAUUCACGGACAUGGAGCUUCUGUGUGACCUCAUGGAGGCCUCGAGCCGGCGUGGUGUCCCUGUCUACCUGCUUUUGGCUCAGGAGCACCUAAGGCACUUCCUGGAGAUGUGCUACAAGAUGGACCUCAACGGGGGGCACCUGCCGAACAUGCGUGUGCGGAGCACAUGUGGGGACACAUACUGCAGCAAGGCCGGCCGCCGCUUCACGGGGCAGGCCCUGGAGAAGUUUGUUAUCAUCGACUGUGAGCAGGUGGUGGCAGGCAGCUACAGCUUCACCUGGCUUUGCAGCCAGGCCCACACUAGCAUGGUGCUGCAGCUGAGGGGCCGCAUCGUGGAAGACUUUGACCGGGAGUUCCGCUGUCUGUAUGCCGAGUCUCGGCCUGUGGAGGGCUUCUGCGGUGGUGAGGGUCCCGUAUCUCCCAGGGCACUGUGUCCUCCCACAGUGGCCCUGGGCUUCCGGCCCAGUGUGUUGAGCCCUGCAUCCUCCUCACCCUCCAGCACCAGCCUUAGCAGCAUCAAACGCUCACCUCUAAUGGACCACUCCUCUUACCUCAGUCCACCAGGAGGCGGUGGCUGCAGUGACACGGGUAUGGGGUCCUCAUCCCUGGGCCCUGCCUGCCGCGGGGCCAGUGGCCAGCCCUCUCUGAAGCGCCAGCUGUCUGACCCUAACCAUGGCUCCCUGCCAGGGCCCUACAGGUCCAAUCUAGGCAAGUUGGGGGUGUCCCCAUGGUCCCAGUCCUCCCCUGCCCUCAACCACAAUGGUGCCAGCCCCUUGACCCUGGCAGUGGGGUCACCUAUGCUUGCCCGCCAACGCCCCCUCCUCCCCUUCCCCCAGGGUGUUUCAGCCCUAUCCCGGCUCCCAGAGAAUGGGCUCCUGAGAAGCCAGGAGUCUAGUCCCCAACGAAGUCGCUGGGUACCUAGCACAGCCCUGGAGACAGUGGAGGAGAAGAAGGUGUCUCUGAAUCACAGCCAUGGCCAGUUGGAUCUCCUUGUCCCCUUCCCCAGAGCCAGAGAAGCUGGAGGCCCUGAUUCUGGGGUUGACCCCAGCUUGGGCUCCUUCUGGCCUGGAGAGCAGGCUCCAGAGGACAGGCGGUUGUCCCCAAACCAGAGAUAUAACCAGCUGGAUCUCCUGCCUCAGACCCAGGGUGCUGGGGGUACCCCUGAGUCAGGUUCCCCCAGACCUGGCAAUCAAAUUCCAGAGGACAAGAGGCUGUCCUCAAAUCACAGCCACAGCCAAUUGGACCUCCUGGUACAGUACCCCAAGGCUGGGGGCUCCAGAGUGCCCCCUGAAGCCAACUCCUCAGCCAGGGCUGACAAGCAAAGUCUUGAUGAGCGACGACAGACCCUGGGCCACAGCCAGCUGGACCUCAUCACAAAGUUUGGCCCAUUCCGGGGUGAGGGGCCUGGGCCCAGUGGUCUCCCCAGACCAAGCCCUGCUCGAAAGGCUGGAGUGAGCUCUGGGGAUGAGAAUAGGCUGACCCUGGGCCACAGCAAGCUGGACCUCAUUACCAAGUAUCAUCAAUUGCAGGGCACCAGGCAAGGACCUGACCCUGGCCUCCCUGGAGGCCCCACAGGUGGCCAUCACAGUGGCAGUAGCAAUGGCCUGUCAGGGGAUGAGAAGCGGCUGACCUUGGGCCACAGCAAACUGGACCUCAUCACUAAGUACAACAAGUCCAAGUUCAAACUUCUCCGAAGCCGCUUUGAGUCCUAGUUCUGCUCCCACCAAGGACAUGUCCUUCCUCCAUCUACUUGGAUUCUAGAUUUACUCAGGUUCCAGACCCUGGGGUUCUCCAGCAGGGCUGCAUGGGGAGCAGAGGGUGUCUAGAAGCUCAAGUUAGACACUCACUGAGUUCAGAAUUCUUGUUUACACACACACACACACACACACACACACACACACACACACACACACGAAAACAGAAACCACAGUACCUGCCAUUUGCCACUGUGCUGGGUGCCUUACACAGGUUAAUUCUCAUCCUUCAUCCUCACAACAUUCUACAAGAUAGACCUCUAGCAGGUAUACGUUUCUAGGAUCAUAGGUACUAUCUUCCCUAUUUUAUAAAUGUGGAAGCUGAGGCCCAGAGAGUUUGAUGACUUGCUUGGAAUCAGGUCCAAGUGGAACCAGUGGCAGAGCUGGGGCCCAAACCCGUGUUCCUAAUGCUUAAGACUGUGUUUUUGCACAGACAUGACACACCAUUAUCAACAGUUCACAUGUCCCCAUGCACACAAAACACACACAUCACAGAGAUGCCCCAAAUGCCUGUAUAACACACACAACACCCUGACAGGGUUCAUACCCACAAACUGAAUACCCAUAGACACUCAGUAAGUAAACAAAGGUCCAUGUGAUAAACCCAAACACUCAGAAUUCUAGUUACAGGUACUCAAUAAAUGUAAUAUGGCUAAAUGAGUAGCGAAACAAAAUAUAUGCAUUCAGUGCACACUGUAGACCCCUCAGGAUCCACAGACAACAAAUAUGCACAUAACCACAUACACACACCAUACACACACACAUAGGUAUGCACACAGCAACCAGUAUCUUCUUUGGCCUAAGCUGUGUACCUACCACAGGGCUGACAAGUGAAUCAGACUCAGGCCCUGGGAGAUAAGGAUAAAUACAUAAACCAAUGGCAGGCAAGACAGAGCUGUAUGUAACUCAAGGAAUCAGUGGCAGGGGGUGGUGACAGUGGAGUGGUGAGGAAAGUUUCAAAGGAGGCAGACUUUGAGUCAGCCCUUGAAGGAUGGGGAGGAUUGGACAGAUGGAGGAGAAAAGGAAUUCCUGGUAGAGGGAAGCAGGUGAAGAGAGGCCAAGGACAGGACAGGAUGAGUGGGUCUGAGAUGAACUGGGGAGGAUAGAGAGAGUGUGGAUACUCAGACUCUGACACACACACACACACACACACACACACACACACACACACACACACACAGAAGCAUAGGCUCUGAUAGGUUUUUCGUCUUUUCCUGAGCUCACCACCUGCCUGGGACAGUUUACACAAUACAAAUCAAUAAAGGCAGACAUGCUAUGACCCA